Molecule: messenger RNA, 4248 nt
Organism: Cyclocybe aegerita
Lineage: Eukaryota; Fungi; Basidiomycota; Agaricomycetes; Agaricales; Hemipholiotaceae
Source: the annotation of a GenBank genome assembly
AUGAUAUCGGCCUUCUUCAUCUUCAACCAAAAGGGAGAAGUCCUGAUAUCGCGGCUUUACCGUCCUGAUUUCAAACGGUCCAUUGCCGACGUAUUCCGGAUACAAGUCGUAUCGAAUAGCGAUGUGCGGUCACCAAUUAUUACCCUCGGUUCCACGAGUUUCUUCCACGUCAGAAUUAACAACUUGUAUGUUGUUGCGGUAACCAAAACAAAUGCGAACGCUGCUCUGGUCUUCGAGUUUUGUUACCGAUUCAUCAACAUUUGCAAGUCGUACUUUGGCAAGAUUGAUGAAGAGGCAGUGAAGAACAACUUUGUCGUGAUAUAUGAGCUAAUCGAUGAAAUCAACGAUUUCGGGUACCCUCAAAAUAGUGAAAUCGACACUCUCAAGUCCUACAUCACGACGGAGAGCAUUGUGUCGACAUCCAUUGCCACAGAAGAAUCCUCGAAGAUCACGACUCAAGCUACGGGCGCGACCAGCUGGAGACGAGCUGACGUGAAGUACAAGAAGAAUGAGGCAUUCGUUGACGUGAUAGAAAACGUUAACCUGAGCAUGAGUGCGAAAGGCAACAUUCUCCGCGCAGACGUCGACGGGCACAUUCAGAUGCGGGCAUACCUCUCCGGUACUCCAGAGUGCAAAUUGGGCCUCAAUGAUAAACUCGUUAUUGACAAGAAUGAGAAGGGCAUCAGCGACGCAGUUGAACUUGACGAUUGUCGUUUCCACCAGUGCGUCAGGCUCAACGACUUCGACGCCACACGGACGAUUAGUUUUAUCCCUCCUGAUGGCGAAUUCGAGCUUAUGAGAUAUCGUUCAACGUCAAAUGUCAAGCUGCCCCUUCGUAUCAUCACAUCCGUGACCGAGGUUGGAACUUCUCAAGUCCAAUACACGGUGACGGUCAAGACGAACUUCGGCAAUAAAUUGUCGGCCACCAACGUCGUUCUACGGAUACCAACGCCGCUAAACACAACUUCAGUGGAUUGCAAAGUUGCGGUUGGGAAGGCGAAGUAUGUGCCGGCAGAAAACGUCAUUGUUUGGAAGAUUUCGCGGUUGCAGGGUGGCCAAGAAUGCACACUCGGCGCCACAGCAGCUCUUACAAGCACCACUACUCGACAAGUUUGGGCGAGACCACCUAUCGACGUUGACUUCCAGGUCCUAAUGUUUACUGCGUCUGGCUUGAUUGUGAGAUUCUUGAAGGUGUUCGAGAAGAGCAACUAUCAGAGCAUAAAAUUCGGUUUCCAUAAUGGUUCCGCCAUCGACAGUCUGCUCGAUAGGGAGGACGUCGCGCUCGAGGCGAUCCUGGACGAAGACGACCUUCUUCAGGAAUGCAAAUCGCAGAACACGCGACUUAUCAAUUACUUCGAGCGGGUGGACGUGUUGCAGAAGCUACUCGGGUAUGUAACGGGCCAGAUCGAGACCGAGGAGAAGGGGCGGUUCAAGUAUCCCUAUAUCGCAACGGAAGUACUGUGCAGCGAGAUAUGGUCUAUCGUCGAGACAUGUGUGAACGAGCAGAGGCAGAUACUCGUGCCCUUCUGGGAGACCGUCCUCGAUAGAACUCCUGAAGACAUGAGCACGGAGAUGAUCAUGGCUUCACAUUUUGCAAAAAUCAACUCAUUUUUUAUGACGAAAAAACCUGCGGAGAUGCUCGCAUUCAUUCAAUCGCAACCGAACAUUGUGGAAAGGCUACUCAUGCACAUCGAAACACCCUCUUUCGUCGAUCUAAUUGGGCGUAUCGUUCAGUUGGACGAGGCGAUUCCAAAUAGUAAUGUUUUAGAGUGGUUGUCUUCCGAAAACCUCAUGGGCCGAUUGAUAGACCUACUCUCUCCCCAACACUCAUCCUCCAUCCACUCAGUCGUAACAGAUCUCAUCAAAAAUAUAAUUUCAAUGGCUACUCCCUCUCCCGGGGCAGGCCUUACCGAGGGUCUCCAAAAUGGCCCAGCUUCGAAUCGUUUUGCCCGCGAACUCGCUACAAGGGAGAAUAUAGCAAAACUAGCCGAUUACAUGCUGAACGAGUUCUCGCCCGACAGCUGCAACACGCCAACUGAACACAACACUUCUGACGAAGGCUCUCGGCCUACUUUCGAUUCGUCAAUAUCUUCUGUCGUUCAAUCCAUCGCUGUUGUUAUCGAGCUAAUACGAAAGAACAACUCGGACUACUUCGAACCUUAUCUCUUUCAUACCCUACGGAAUCGGCUUAUCCAGGUGCAACAGCAAUCACAUCUAUCAGGAGAGGAUAUCCGAGCCUCUCUUGAACAAGUCAUGGCGGAGAUGGUGGCCCGGAUGGGUGUUGUCCACUUAGGUCCUGUGUUGGAGGUACUAGGUGCACGGCUGCACGACUUCCAGAAGUACCUCAAAGUUCCUAGGUCGCUGCAAGGUCCUAUCUCAACAACAAUUGGAACUAUGACACCCUUCACUUUAGAAAGAUACCGCAUCGUCGAACUCUACGCCGAGCUACUACACUGCUCCAACAUGUCUCUUCUAAAUCGCUCUACUGCCUAUGCGCACAUGUACGACUCAGAGGGUCGAUUACAAGGUGGUCUCUCUGGUCUAGAGGAACUUGCGCAAGUCAUCGCCCUCAAUAGCAGCAAUGACCGCGAACAUGACGCCAUGGACGAAGAACAAGAUGAAGUUGCGUCAUCGCACGAGUUUCCCGUGCGAAAUCCUUCUGACGACUCGCCCUCUCUCGACUCCGACGAUGACAUGAGCGAUUCGGAAGAUGAACCGGGCAGUUCAGACGAUGAAGCUAUGGAGGAGAUUGCGAUGUAUGACGACCCGCAACUCUCACCUAUACCCGUCACGAAGUCUCUACCACCAACAAUGGCAGUGGCAUCAUCUCCUGCAAGUACCGCCUCGUCAGAAAGUAUAGACCAAACACCGAUGAGUAGUAUGGCCGUUACUGUUGCGUCAAGUCCUGAUUCGGAGUCUUCGGGUAUGACUCGGCGUUCAACAUCGGGUCGCGGGUCAAGACGAAGCUCUCGUUCGAGGAGAAAACCGACCUUGGAGGCAUCCGUAGAGUCGUUGCCCGUUGGCGAGCAGCUGAAGCGGCGACUGUUGGACCAGAAGAUAGUCGAAACAAUGAUUGAUUUGUUCUUCGAGUUUCCCUGGAACAACUUUUUGCACAGCGCCGUUUACGACAUCGUGCACCAAGUUAUGACCGGAAGCGUAGAGAGUGGACAUCAUAAUCGAGAGCUGGUCACUUCUCUGUUCCGUGACGCGAAAAUUCUCCAUCGUAUCGUGGAGGGGCAAAGUAGAAACGAUCUUGAGUGCUCAAAACCAAAAGGAGUACGACUCGGCUAUAUGGGUCACCUGAUGCUCAUCUCGGAAGACGUCAUCACCGCCAUGGCGCGUUUCCCGCCCGACCUCCGUCUCAUCAUCAUCCAAUACGCCCCCGAGCCCGAAUGGGACCAAUUCGUCACCGGACGAUACAACGAGACGAAGCAGGAGGACAACCGCCUCCUUGGCGGAGGCAAACCUGUCAUCAAGACUGCCGCGAGAAACGUGUCGCAAUGGAAGGUGGACGAAGACGACAUGGCUGCUGACGCUGUACAUGCAUCUGCCCCAGGUGGGAUUGGAGAGAAUGCGCAGAGUGGUGGUGUGAGGGGAGAGUUUAGGAGAGCGGGUGUGGGUUCGUCGGGUGUAAGGUCAACUGCUGACUUUGGACCCGCGCCGAUGGAUGAGGAGGAUGACGAUGAGGAUAACGUAUCGAGUGGUCGAGCGCCACAUUUCGCAAGAUACCUUGCUCAAGAAAUGGGCUCAUCAGAGCACUUCGGAUCCUCCUCUGAUGAAGAUGACGAGGACGAAGGAUGGCUCACACAGUCGACGUUUGGCUUAACCAAUCCACCUCUGUCAUCACGGACUUUUGGCGACCGGAGACCUUUAGGCAGCGGGUUUGAUGAUGCAUUUGAGCCUGGUGGAUCCAAUACUUUGAGCAUGGCAGACGACCCCUUCAAUCCAGAAGAUGAUGACGGUUUCGGCCCCUUCUCCGACUCACCUGCUGUUACUAGCGAUGGCUUCACCUUCAGCUCUUCCUUCUCAGACGAAGACUCCUUCGAGUCAUUUGGGGAUUUCGGAGACUUCCAAGGCGCCGAGGACGGUGAGCUGACGCCGACAACGCCGGGUAGUUGGACUUUCGCCUCUUCCAGCGAAAAUGUCGCAGGAGAGGAGGGCAAGGAGGGCACGUCCACGAGUGUCGCGGAUGCGAAGUUUGAGUCAACGUUUGGGCCAUCGACGAGCAGUUCGAGCAGUUCGAAAUGA